GAGAUUAUGUACACUAAAAUGGCGGCGGGCUUACAUUGUGGUAUUUAAAACAGUGGCAUGUAAACACGACCAACUGCACAAAGUGUUGUUUUCAUAUACUGAUUGGAGUUGACGGUCAGAGCUAGGGGGGUAUGGCAUACACGGCGGCAGUUCCCCGUGUCUCCGCGGGACCUAAGAGGUUCCCUAACCUCCCCAUAAUUCAACACCCUAUGUCCAGAAUGAGUAAUCAGGAGGAACUAGCAAUUCUUGGAUCCGCCAGUGGACUUCGUUCUGGCAAGAUGUCGCUUCAGUUCCAGCAUUCUGGGACUGGUGAUCCGUCAUCCAAUAACACAGUCAGGGCGAGCGCCCCGGAGCGGAUCCUUCAGUGGCCGCCAGCGACUGAAUUCUUUCCCCCAUUUAAAUACCGUCAUUCAGCGACAGAGAGAAUGGGACUCAUGAGAAAAAAAUCCUUCCACAAGAAAAAGAAACCCUUAAUUCUGCCACAGAUUGAGACUAAGAGAAAACCGUCAACUCAGGGUUCAGGGCACUGUGCAGAGGUUGUAAAACUUCCUCCGUUGAACCUUGUGCUAGACGCCAUCACUGAAGAAGAGACAGGUUUCUGCUGUGUGAAAUAUACAUCAGCUGAUAACGAGCUGCUCUUAUUAAUCAGCUUUCAUCAAAUUCAUGGCAACAAAUGUUCCCAGUUUACAAAUCCUCGCCGAUCUGAAAAGGGUUCAUUUGAGAAGUACAGCCAGGGACCACACAAGACACGAGGACGACAGGAUGUAACAUCCGCCACCCCACGCACCAGCGAGGAGGUAACAGAAAAGGUUAAAGACCGACUGACCACUGGAUACUAUGGACUGCGACACAUGUUCAAGGCCAACGACCCCACAGGGAAAGGGGUUGUGUCAAGAGAGGCCUUGCUGAGAAUUCUAUACAGUUUGGUGGGGUAUAUUACACAGGAACAGUACAGUAAAUUCUUAAAAGGGAAUAGCUUGGAUGGAAAGGAUCACAUUUCAUUUGACAGUUUUGUGGCUUGUUUUAAAGAUAAUGAGACUGUACAAAAGGAGUGGGUGAGUCCAUCAAUGAAACUCGAGAUGGACAAGACUCGACACUACCCCGAAGCUGAACUGAGACGAACAGACGUCAUCGUAACCGACCCCUUCCUGUCCGCACCUUACGCAGAUACACUGUUUAGAGAAAAAAUAUGCAAUAUAGAGGAUGCACGACAGAUUUUCCCUCCGGCAUGUUUCCAGGCCAACGGGAGGAUUGUACCCCCACAGCUCAGGGAGGCACACGCUCAGCUGGGAAUCUUCAUGAAGGAUGCAGACUUUAUGUCACUAUGGCAACGAUAUGACAAGGAGGGCUUAGGAGCCAUAAGAACCAGUUUAUUUCUGAAGAGAGCUGGCAUCGAUACUCGACCAAAAACCUACUCACAUCGCAGCAAGACGGUUGUAGAACUCAAGAUCAGACCUAAAUCUGAGGCCAAUGUCGCCCCCUCCAAACAGGAAGUGGACACUAAACAGGAAAUGAAUACAACAACACAGAACGAGACAGAAGUCAACACAGAUAAAGCAACAGAAAAAAUAGAAGGCAAAGAAAAAGUGGCAGAUACCAGUAAAGACACGGGGGCACCAGACAAGAAUGAGGAUAUCAAAAUCAACAUCAGUCGUAAGAAGAAGGUUCAGCCGAAACUGGAGAACAUCAUAGACUGCCUCCAUUACAGGUUUGAGGAGUCGUACAAUGCGAUGUUGGCUGCCUUUGAUCUUUUUGAUUACUUGAGUGAUGGCUACAUUGCAAGAGUAGACUUUCGCCGAGUUCUGCAGGAGUUUGGUCUUAAUAUCUCAGUUACUGACCUUGAUAAUUUCUUAGCAGGACAUGGUGUAAGAACAAUUCGAGGUCAGGUCAACUACAAAGAGUUCCUGAACAAAUUCCAGAGUAAAUCUGAAAACAGCAUCACUAAUAAAGUGGCCACCAGUCAACAAUUCCAGGAUAACAAAUUGCCCUCAUGGCCCCUUCCAAAAAACACCUUAACCUCCGAACAACUUGAUAUCCGAUUGGUCGAUUUACUGCAUGGGGAUUUCCUCAAACUUAUAGGCUAUUUCAAGUCCUGUGAUAAGUAUGGCCUGGGUGUUAUAACACCACAUGAGUUUCGUAGUGGUAUAGAGAAACGUCUGGGAUACCCUAUGUCUGAGAAACAAUGGGAACAACUCAAGACUGACGUGGGACAGGACAGUGAUGGACUGAUUCCUUACAAUAAAUUCCUCCAGAUGUUUGACGUUCCACCUGGAUCCUGGAACAGACGACAGGAAGGAGGACUAGAUGUAUACCAGGUGAUACCCACCACAAUGGUCCACUCGUCUGCUGUCGAUAGACUCAAAGAGAAAGCCAAGACAUUCAUGCAUCCCCAAACAGAAGUAGAGGGUCUGCCACCCCAGGACAAUGUUAGAACAAUAGCUGAUGUGAUGAAGAUAUUAGAAGAUCUUUUCCGCAAUAGAUUCCACACAUUUGACAAGCACUUCCAGGAUAUGGAUCGUCGAAAGACGGGCAGAAUGAGCAAGUGGCAGUUUGGGGCUCUCCUACGAUUGUCAGGAGUAAACCUAACAAACUCUGAACUUGACAGAGUGUGGGCCAGACUGAACAUUUCUGCUGAUGGAAUGUACAGCUACAAGUCGUUAAUCAAGGCAUUUGCUCAGAACAGGGCCAGUCAGGACAUGAAACGUGACCAAACUGAUGUAAGUGACACGAGGGAAUUAAUAGAAACGGCCAAGAGAGUCCAGAGAGAAAGACGAGAGAAGACCAUGUCAUCUCUACAGCACAACACCACCACCGUUACGACUAAUAAUGGGGAACAGACCACCAGCAAAACUACCACUAAAACUACCGAGGUGGUGUCUGCUGCAGAGACCACCACAAAAACCAUGAAAGUUAAUGGUGUGGUACAAGAUAAGCCGCCACAGACUGCACUGUCCAAUAAAAGCCAGAAAACUCGAGAUCUACUGAACAAAAUAAAGACUCAGGUGAUCGGGAAUUGGGAAGGAUUAAAGACCGUCUUCAAAUUUAUUGACAAAAAUGGUAGUUCUACAAUAUCAAUAUCGGACAUGAAGGAAAUUUUAAACACCAUGAAGUUUCCGUUGUCUGAGGAAGAGAAGCGAGAGCUCUGUCAACGAUUUGACAUACAACGAAAUGGGAGAUUUCAUUAUUUGGAGUUUAUGAAGUGUUACUCUCAAAAUCCUCCUAAUCCAACAAAAUCCCAGGUGUACAGCAAACACACACACAAGCUGGAAAGAAAGCAGCGUGAUAUUCAGUCAGCCACGGUAGGAUCGGUAAUCAGUAAUAUACACCACAAGUUGAUGGCCGAGCACAGAAACUUGCGUCGAGCGUUUCGUAGGUUGGAUGUUCACCGGCAGGGAUUGCUGGGAGUUUCUGACUUCCGUCGCGCGUUGACAGGAUGUAAUAUACAUGUAUCUAAUGAAGACUUUUACCACAUCCUCAGUGAAUUCGACCAAGAUAUGAGAGGACUCGUGUCGUACACAGACUUCCUGUCUACCUUCAUGGACAAUUUGUAAAUAAUAUUCUUCCUUAAAAGACUAAUAAGUUGAAAGUGAAAAAGAUCAAUAAUAGUUUAUAUUAUAUUGUUAGACAUUCUCCUUAUUCACCUAUCUGUGAUACUAGAACUGUUAUUAAUGAUGGAAUGCCUGAAUGUUUAUUAAUGUGUGUCUCAAUUAAACAAUGUUUAGUAAUUAACAUAUAUUCCUGUUAUAGAGUUUAUUUAUUUAAAGUUGAUUUUAUAUUUUGUUUUGUUUUAGUUAAAGCAUUUCUGUGAUAAGGAGAGGACAAUGUUAUUGUUAAGUACUAUGUAACCAGAUUAUGAUAUCUAUUGUUUAGUGGCAGUAAUUCAGGACAUUGUAGAGUUAUAAUACCAUUAUAUGACAUCUAUUCAUUUCAUUUCCUUAGAGAAGUGCAUAAUACAUUAACCUGAUGGACAAACACAUUUAAAUAUUUAGAUUUAUUUUUAUGAUGUAUUGUUAUCUUAACAGAUUGAGAUAAAAAUAUCUCGGAACGUAGCUUUUACAAAAUUUAAUUAUAACCGUCCAGAUUUUUUACUAAAAUAAAGCAA
This is a messenger RNA of Saccostrea echinata, 4102 nucleotides long. RefSeq names its product EF-hand calcium-binding domain-containing protein 6-like. Gene Ontology annotation, molecular function: calcium ion binding. The transcript is spliced from 24 exons. The record is from RefSeq and is a predicted model, not a curated record. Lineage: Eukaryota; Metazoa; Mollusca; Bivalvia; Ostreida; Ostreidae. Bases 132 to 3551 code for a protein of 1139 amino acids.